This is a messenger RNA of Zootermopsis nevadensis, 1691 nucleotides long. It is a transcript of the gene Zip99C, whose product is annotated as Zinc transporter Zip99C. Gene Ontology annotation, cellular component: membrane. NCBI's taxonomy places the organism in Eukaryota, Metazoa, Arthropoda, Insecta, Blattodea, Termopsidae. Gene Ontology annotation, molecular function: zinc ion transmembrane transporter activity. Gene Ontology annotation, biological process: zinc ion transmembrane transport; intracellular zinc ion homeostasis. The record is from RefSeq and is a predicted model, not a curated record.
ACUGACAAACCAAUCAGUAACCUAGCAAGCUGCUCUGCACCUGUGAGUGUAAGUGGUUUGUGUCUGAACAAAGAUUAAAUAAUUACGUUUAUAUCUUUUGAUAAUUGAAUACAAUCCACUUGAAGUGAUAGAGAAUAUUUGAACUGAGUGUUUUAUCUAUCGAAUAUUAACUUUUACUUUUGUUAAGUUGUUUGUAAAGUGACUUCUUAGUCCAUACAAGUGGAAUAUUAAACACUAUUACAAUUGUGCAAAUACUGUGAUCAUUUUCUCGGGGCUUUCAGAAGAAACAGAGUACGAUUUUUGUGUGUGCGUGUUCAACAUGUGCUCAAUGGGUGCAAUGUCAGCUGCAGAAAGCCAGUUUCUGAGAAACGGUACCAGUGAUGGAGUAGUUUGGAGUGUUUACAAAACAUUCUCGAUUAAUUAUCUCCCAGAUUUAUGGAUUCCAGUAAUAUCAUUAAUUCCGAAUUUUGAUAAUCAUCCAUGGCUGUUCUCCGUCAUUGGCUCUGCAGUAAUCGGUCUGAGUGGUGUGUUGCCGUUGCUUGUAAUACCGAUCGAAGAAGGAGCUAACCUAAAAUCUGGCGCUAGCGCCCGCACUUUGCGGGUCCUGCUCAGCUUUGCUGUUGGGUGUUUGCUCGGAGACGUGUUUCUGCACCUAUUACCAGAAGUUUGGAUGGAACAGGAGGACACUGUUGAGCACGUGAUUGGACACCCGGCUCUGAACAAAGGACUCUGGGUACUCGCUGGCUUGCUCAUAUUCAUCGUACUAGAGAAAGUAUUCACCUCUAUUCCAGGAAAGAUCGACGUCCAAAAGACAGCCUCUGACGUGAAUGUUAAACAGGAAAAUGUAUAUGUUCUUAAUAACAACAUUAAAGAACUUGUUAAUAGGCAUGAAAAUGACCACCACACAAAUCUAAAGAGAUCAAACGCACACGAACAGAAGGCACUGCUCAAUCCAAUCAAGUCUACAACUAUAAAGGUGAGUGGAUACCUGAACUUAAUGGCGAACUCAUUUGACAAUUUCACUCAUGGUCUGGCUGUUGGAGGCGGCUUUCUAGUAUCAUUCCCGCACGGUGUCCUGACAACGCUUGCCAUCCUCUUCCAUGAAAUACCGCAUGAAGUUGGGGACUUUGCGAUUCUCCUGAAAUCAGGAUUUUCACGAUGGGAUGCAGCACUAGCCCAGAUUGCUACAGCGUCAGCAGGGAUUGUUGGUGCUGUCACCGCUGUCGCCCUCAGUGGUGCAACCUCUAACGUUGAGUCACGGACAUCCUGGAUUCUGCCAUUUACUGCGGGCGGAUUUCUGCAUAUUGCGCUAGUCACUGUGUUGCCAGAUCUUCUUCAGGAGGAGAACCCAAAGGAAUCAUUGCUCCAUCUGGCAUCCUUGCUCGGGGGCAUUGGUAUCAUGGCAGCCCUCAUUAUGGUUACAGAUUAAAAGAGAAAGCAUUACAAGGUACAAUGGGCAUGUUUUGUAAUGUGCAGGUUGUAAGCCUGUACCGAUGUAUGUGUGUUAACUACUGUGAUCGAGAUUUACAGCUGACUGGCGAUGAAGGGUUUUCUAGCAAACAUUUUUGUGCACUUUCUUAAGGAUAAUAUGAAUUUGUUGUAUAGAUUUCUGUACCAUAUCUAUUAUUCAGAAAUUAUUUUGAAAUGUAUGUAUAUAUAUAUUAUACUUGGAAACAAAAGAAAAAAUAGCA